This is a messenger RNA of Penicillium waksmanii, 1242 nucleotides long. RefSeq names its product protein-degrading AAA family ATPase MSP1. NCBI's taxonomy places the organism in Eukaryota, Fungi, Ascomycota, Eurotiomycetes, Eurotiales, Aspergillaceae. Gene Ontology annotation, molecular function: ATP hydrolysis activity; ATP binding. The record is from RefSeq and is a predicted model, not a curated record. Bases 1 to 1242 code for a protein of 413 amino acids. Gene Ontology annotation, cellular component: mitochondrial outer membrane. The transcript has 2 exons.
AUGGCUUCAACGGGCCGACGAUGGCAGCAGUUCCUGCAGGAGAUGUUUAUGGUUGCUGGAACAUCCGCCUCCGCAUACUUCCUCAUCAGAUACCUCCUGUCACGCAUCGACUUCGACCCUGAGAGUCAGAAAAAGGAGGAACAAAAGCGAAAGUCCACAGCCAUUCUGCGAAGAUUAGACGCGGGAGAUGAAUCAGAUGACGAAUCACCGAGAGGAGGAGAUUCGAAGCGUGGGAAACCGAAACGAGCGGAGCUCACCCUCAACCAAUACGAACAAGCCGUUGCGAUGGACGUUGUCGCACCGGAGGAUAUCUCGGUCACAUUUGAAGAUAUUGGCGGUCUGGAUCAUAUCAUCAAAGAACUGAAACAAUCCGUCAUCUACCCGUUGACUAUGCCACACCUUUACGCCUCCACAUCAUCCCUCCUGACCGCUCCCUCCGGUGUCCUCCUCUAUGGCCCACCUGGAUGUGGAAAGACCAUGAUGGCCAAAGCACUCGCCCACGAGAGCGGUGCCUGUUUCAUUAAUUUGCGCAUCUCCACCUUGACUGAGAAAUGGUACGGUGACUCGAACAAGCUUGUCAAUGCGGUAUUCUCUCUUGCGCGGAAGCUUCAACCAUCAAUUGUGUUUAUUGACGAGAUUGACGCCAUCCUUGGCACCCGACGAAGUGGCGAGCACGAAGCGAGUGGAAUGGUGAAGGCGGAAUUCAUGACACAUUGGGAUGGUCUUACCUCUGCCAACUCGAGGGGUGAGCCGCAGCGCAUUGUUGUUCUGGGUGCCACCAACCGAAUCAAUGAUAUCGACGAGGCGAUCCUCCGACGUAUGCCUAAGAAGUUCCCCGUCGGUCUUCCUUCGGACGUCCAACGCCUCCGCAUUCUCAGCUUGGUUCUUAAGGAUACCAAGGUUGACCGGGAGGAUAUCGAUGUGGACUGGCUGGUCAAGAAGAUGGCCGGUCUGUCCGGUAGUGACAUUAAGGAGCAAUGCCGCAGCGCAGCCAUUGGCCCUCUCAACGAGCAAAUCGAAAAGAUGGAGAAAGCCGGUCUGCCAUUGACCACCUUGGACCCUAGUCAAGUUCGGGGCCUUAGUAUGGAUGACUUCCCAUAUGGCCGGCGUCCUAAGAAGGCGGCGAGUCAAGACAAAGCUAGCGCGGCGAAUGAGGAAGAGGGCUGGCAGACUGAGUCUGAGGCCGAGGGUGCUUCCGAAGCCGAAGCCCGUUAUUCUGUGAUGGCCGAGCCUCCAGAGUAA